Drosophila innubila is the source of this 1617-nucleotide messenger RNA. RefSeq lists its product as uncharacterized. The transcript has a single exon. The record is from RefSeq and is a predicted model, not a curated record. NCBI's taxonomy places the organism in Eukaryota, Metazoa, Arthropoda, Insecta, Diptera, Drosophilidae. Gene Ontology annotation, molecular function: protein binding; RNA binding. Gene Ontology annotation, cellular component: SCF ubiquitin ligase complex. Gene Ontology annotation, biological process: SCF-dependent proteasomal ubiquitin-dependent protein catabolic process. The coding region runs from base 1 to 1617 and encodes 538 amino acids.
AUGUCUAAAUUCUUUUACUUUAAAGAGGAACUGGCCUACACGGAAGAUCAUGUGUUGGUGAAGAGUCUGUUUUUGAUGAAUAUCAAAGAAGAGCUGGAGGAGAUACAGAUUCAAAAACAUUUCGAGACAUUUGGAUGCGUUAAACAAUUGCAUCUGUUUCCGAUUGGAAAUAAUAACGAGAGAUCUGGCUACGUUGUCUUUGGGAAUCCCCGUGAUGCUGCCCAAGCACUGUUGGAUUUCCAUGUGAUCAAUAGUUGCCAUAUAACAGUUAAGCCCAGUGAUAGUUGGCAGCAACCAGAUGCUGACAAAAUGCCGGAUAAACCGGAAAAUGUGGAUCCCAAUGAGAACACUGCUUCCAUUAUGAAACUGAACGAUUAUUGCCUGGAACAUAUAUUCCGAAAAUUAUCGUUAACUGAUCGCAUUAACUUUGCACGCACCUGCUUUCGUUUUCGGUGCAUUUACGAGGGAAUAUCGCCGAUGUUAGACAAAUCUAUCGAUUGUAAAAUAUUUAAUGAAAUGAAUGAGUGGGAAAUGCGUGAUUUCUUCCAACUUUCCGGACGUAAUAUAAAGCAAAUUAAAAGCGGUUUUGGAAGUUAUCACUGGAACCUCUUAUGCGAAUUUAUUGGCAAACGUUGCGUUAAUUUGCAGUCAAUGACUCUCUGGAACACCAGUUUAACAUCGGACAACAUAUUUAAAAUUUUUGCGAAUCUUAAUGGUCUUCAAAAUCUGGAAUUAAGUAAUUGCGAUAUCAACGAUGGGAAUAUACAAGCACUCGAGCAUUUGAGUCAGCUUAAGAAAUUAUGUCUUUCCCAUCAAAAGCUGAGUGCAGAGAGUAUCAAUUGUUUGCCAGCUUCUGUUGAGUCGCUGACUAUAAAUGGCUGCGUUUCAAUGGAGCACCCGGAAUUGUUGAACAUAAUAUUUGGCAAGUUUCCGCUGCUUAAGGAGUUACAAAUACCAGAUUAUGAUCUUAAAGAUCCAUGUAUCGAGCAGCUUAUCAACGACAAUUGCUGUAAAUCUUUGGAGGUCCUUUCUCUGAAAUGCGGCAAUGAAGCACUUGAAGAUUAUAAGCAUAUUGCUAGGCUGCCAAGCCUCAAGAAACUAACAUUGAUUAUCCAUCGUAUGGAAUGUGAAACGCCUCCAAUGCUAAUGUCAUGGCUGGUAAAGCAUAAGUCCAACCAGUUGCAACAUUUGGUAAUAAUUGGAGAGCGUCAAAAUUGUAUUAAUGCCAAUAUCAUUCCAAAAAUUGGAAAACUGACCGCAUUGCGUACGCUGUGUUUGCCAAAAUUCGAUGUGCUCAGUGAUCGUGGAUUAGACGAACUUUUUACGCUGCAAGAUUUGACAGAAAUCGAUAUGGGCUGUAAUCAAGAAAUCACUGACAAUGGGAUACUGCGACUUAUCCUUGCCUGUCCCAAACUCCAAGUGUUACAUCUGGAAAAUUGCUAUCGACUCAUGGGCAAGCUUUGUAAAGAUAUUAUACUGAACCUCCAAAACAAUAAUGAUCGUCCUCUUCCGAUUAAACUUUUUGUGUUCGGCCCCCAGGCUAAUGAAUUAACACUACUAAUAGCGGAUCUGGCUGCCAAGAAUAUAGUCGAUGUAGAGGAUUAUAAUAAGUACUAA